AUGUCGACGGCAAGGUCCAUUGCAUCGUCCUCGGGCUCCUCGAGCAUGAGGACGGCUGAGCGGAAGCUCAAUGCUCCUCCGAAAUUCGUCACCGAGGCACAACAGACCUUGUUGUACUUUCGGGCCGUGGAUGCCGAUGAUCCCGAGUCCAUCCUCGGCGACAUCUACGCCAAACAGCUCAUCAACAAGAUCCCGCUCGACAUUGUCGACACCAUGGGUAAUGACCUUCGCUAUGUCAAGUUCUGGUGUCUGCGUGCCAAAAAGAUUGACUGGUGGGUUACAAACUUUAUCACCGAGAACCCCGUGUGUACCGUGGUGAACCUGAGCUGUGGUUUGGACACGAGAAACCAGCGACUCCAGCCUCCGGCAAGCGUCCGGUGGUUCGACGUAGAUCAUCCCGAGGUCAUGGAGUUUAGGCGGCGGGUCAUUUCAUACCCCAGUGGCGACUACCGAACGACAGCCGUGGAUAUCUCCGACGACGACACGUCGUGGAUCUAUGCAUUUCCCAAGGACCGCCCGACGCUCGUCGUGGCCGAGAGCAACAUGUUUUACCUCAAGCCCGAGAUUGCCAAGGGCAUCUUUUACACCAUUGCGGACCACUUCACGCAGGGACAGAUUGCCUUUGACGUGCUCGGGUCCAUGUGCGCCACUCUCAUCAACAUGAAAAUGGCCAAGGCGCAGAAGAACACGGGUAUGAAGAUACUCUGGCCCGUCGACGAUCCGCGUUCCGUCGUCAAGAUUCACCCCAAAUUGAGGGUUGUUGACGAGAUGAGAUACUCUGACGACAUGCCACCAUGGUUUGGCGAGUUCAAGACGAAACUGCUCAAGCUGCUCCCGGCCUAUCGCAACCUCGGCAGAGUCAUCCUGCUGAGUGUCUCGGACGAGAAUCCUGAUAUGCAGGAGAGACCAUCGACAGCGUAUCUCGGCGACUCGUCAUCGUCGUACACUACCUCGAGUGGCCGAGGCUUUUCUUCCAUGAGUCUUAGCAGAUCAUCGACCUUUACAAACAUGACUGAGCCUCACUAG
Molecule: messenger RNA, 1026 nt
Organism: Pestalotiopsis fici W106-1
Lineage: Eukaryota; Fungi; Ascomycota; Sordariomycetes; Amphisphaeriales; Sporocadaceae
Exons: 1
Coding region: 1-1026 (341 amino acids)
Biological process (GO): methylation
Molecular function (GO): methyltransferase activity
Source: RefSeq, a predicted model, not a curated record